Molecule: messenger RNA, 1295 nt
Organism: Lactuca sativa (garden lettuce)
Lineage: Eukaryota; Viridiplantae; Streptophyta; Magnoliopsida; Asterales; Asteraceae
Product: putative oxidoreductase At4g09670
Molecular function (GO): nucleotide binding
Source: RefSeq, a predicted model, not a curated record
UUUGCAGUGAUCAAAAUUCGUUGGCUCACAUUGGUUUUCACUUCUUGAUAUCCUAUCUUUCCUUCCCUCAGCAACAAAGCAAAAACGGUGCAUAAAAAAACAUGGCUCACGAGGAAAACAUAGUACGUUUUGGGAUACUAGGCUGCGCUGAGAUUGCCAGGAAAAUAUGCAGAGCCAUAAAUCUCUCUCCCAAUUCAAUUAUACAAUCCAUCUCCAGCCGUUCAACUGAAAAAGCAAAACAAUUUGCCAUAAAAAACAACUUGUCGGAGUUAGUGAAGGUAUAUGGCAAUUACGAGGCAGUGUUGGAUGAUCCAUCAGUGGAUGCCGUUUAUAUUCCAUUGCCAACAAGCCUUCACCUGAAAUGGGCUGUGUUGGCUGCAGAGAAGAAGAAGCAUGUGCUAUUGGAAAAACCCACUGCUCUAAAUGUCGAAGAGCUUGAUCAGAUACUUGAAGCUUGUGAAUCUAAUGGUGUGCAGUUCAUGGAUGGAAGUAUGUGGUAUCAUCACCCCAGAACCUCGUGGAUGAAAGAGUUCCUUUUGGAUCCUAAUCUCUUCGGUCAAGUUAAAACGAUCUACAGUUCUUCGUCAUAUUUACCACCCCCACAAUUUUUUGAGACCAACGUCAGAACAAAAGCAGAUUUAGAUGGCUUGGGAGCUUUAGGAGAUGCAGGAUGGUAUUGCAUUGGAGCUAUUCUAUGGGCAAUGAGCUACAAACUACCAACCACUGUUACAACCUUACCUGCAACAAAUUUAAAUUCCAAUGGAGUCAUCAUGUCCACAACUGUUUUCCUUCAUUGGGAAGAAGAGGAAACCACUGCAAUCUUUUACUGUUCGUUUCUAUCACAUGAGACAAUGGACAUCUCGGUUUUGGGAUCCAAAGGGUCAUUUCAUGUUGAAGAUUUGAUCAUUCCUUAUGAAGAGAUUUCAGCUUCGUUUAAGUUAACAUCAGGUGCGGGUUUUGCUGAUCUUCAUAUUGGGUGGAAUGAAAAAGAGAAAGAGGUCCAAGUACACAAUGAGCUUCCACAAGAGGCUUUGAUGGUUAAAGAGUUUUCGAGGUUGGUUAAAGGAAUAAAAGAAUCAAAGAUUAGACCGGAUACAAGGUGGAGUGGCAUCAGCAGAGCAUGUCAAGUUGUUAUGGAUGCUGCAAAAGCAUCUAUGGAUGGUGGUUUUAAGGCUGUAUAUAUUUGAUCGCUCACUUUCAAAAUAAAUGAGGAUUUUUGUUAAGAAAUGAUAGCUACUGUUUGAAAUAAUGAGUAAUAUAUAUACCUAUAAAUAUCAAUUGUUGUGUUUCUACAA